This is a messenger RNA of Hypoxylon trugodes, 1629 nucleotides long. RefSeq names its product S-adenosyl-L-methionine-dependent methyltransferase. The transcript has 2 exons. Gene Ontology annotation, molecular function: O-methyltransferase activity. The coding region runs from base 181 to 1092 and encodes 303 amino acids. The record is from RefSeq and is a predicted model, not a curated record. NCBI's taxonomy places the organism in Eukaryota, Fungi, Ascomycota, Sordariomycetes, Xylariales, Hypoxylaceae.
GCUUAUUAAUCAUUUCGGUAUUGGUAUGUUGUCGAACUCUUAAAUGGCCGAUAUAUGAAAAGGUAUUGACUGAGUAUAAUAGCAAAACUUGUGCCCCUAGAUGGAUCCAUCACGCUCUCACAGCUACAAUCCAAGACACCAUUGGAUCCUAUCAACCUUGCCCGCCUUCUUCGACAUGCUAUGACGAAUAAAAUCUUUCAGGAACCUAAGCCAGGAGUCAUUAUGCAUACGGCCGCAUCCAAGCUUCUAGUUGAAGAUCAGGCCCUCCAGUCCUGGGUCGGAUUCAAUACCGAAGAUAUUUACCCGGGUUCCGCACAUGUCCUUGACGCCAUAAAGAAGCAUCCGGAAGCCACAAGCCUCACUCGCACCGGGUUCAACUUCGCCUUUAAUACAACCGACCGAGAGCCCGUCUUUGUGACAAUCGGCAAGGAUGCCAAACGCGCCCAGCGCAUGGCACAGGCCAUGAGUAGUUUGACCGGAGGUGAGGGGUAUGAAUUAUCGUACCUGUCAGAAGGAUGCGACCUUAAAGAGGUAGACGCGGUUGGCGGAACUCUCGUCGACAUAGGCGGUAGUCACGGUUUCGUGAGCGUGCACCUGGCUAAUGUGUAUCGUAACAUUGAAUUCGUGGUACAGGACCUCCCUAGUACCAUCGAGAGUGCGCCAAAGCCCGCAUGCGCGGAUUGGCGCGUUGCGAAGCGCAUCAAUUUCCAGGCGCAUGACUUCUUCACGGAGCAGUGCGUACAGGGCGCCGAUGUAUACUUCUUUCGUUGGAUUAUCCAUAAUUACUCGACUCCCUACGCUGUCCAGAUCCUGAAGAAUUUAAUCCCCGCACUGAAGCCGGGGGCUCGCAUCAUCAUUAACGACCACUGCCUGCGAGAGCCGGGCACCGAGAACCCCUGGGACGAACGUCUGAUGAGGAGCAUGGACCUCGUCAUGAUGACGCUACUGAAUGCGCAGGAGCGCAGCGAAGGUGAAUUCAGACAGUUGUUCAAGAUGGCCAGUGAUGGCUUCGUUUUUAAGGGUGUUACACGACCGAAGGGCUGUCGCAUGAGCAUCAUCGAGGCAGUGUGGAAGCCGGACGAAGUGAGAUAAUCACCAAAACGAGUUCGCCCGGUUAUGCUCGCUACCUCAUAAAGAAAAUGAGGAAGCAUGCUACGACGGCAGAGAGAUAUUACUUAUCUUGAGGAAAAUGGACGGCAUGGUUUAUUAGUCUGCGAGCAUUUGAGUCGUUUACCUAGAAAAUCAUUAUAGCGCAAAGAAAACUGCACAGGGCAACGGCGGUAAAGUUGAGAAUGUCGCUGUUGUCGAUGCAUAGCCGGAGGAUAAAAGUUAUGAAUUCUGCUUUUUUUUCUCGCUCUAGUCACCCGAGCUUGAUACCCACCUCCUUUAGCCCAUCUCUGCGACCGAAUGAAUAAUGAAUUAAUGAUGGAAGGGAGAGGAGGAUCUAAUACGGGCAAAGCUGGCUAUGGCACUAUAACCAUAAAAAACGAAGAAUGUAUGAUUACAGGAGGAUCCUAUACAAGUCUGUUAAUACGAUUUGCAUUACGAAAUUGGUGUUUUUCAGAGCAUGCUCUUUGUGGUAGAAUACGUAUUUUUGAGUGCCUUACAGUAGGAUAUCAAUUCGGCCCA